Messenger RNA from Penicillium antarcticum, 426 nucleotides. RefSeq lists its product as uncharacterized. The transcript has 3 exons. The coding region runs from base 1 to 426 and encodes 141 amino acids. Lineage: Eukaryota; Fungi; Ascomycota; Eurotiomycetes; Eurotiales; Aspergillaceae. The record is from RefSeq and is a predicted model, not a curated record.
AUGUCUAAAAGUCGCAUGCCCCUUAUCCUCUGCGCCGGUGGUGCCGGUGCAGUCGGUUACUACCUGUACAGCGCAGGUGGUGACCCCAAGGUUGCAGGAGACAAGAUGAAGAUCGAUGCCGAGAAGGCCCGCGAGAAGCUCCCUGGCAACGAGAGCGCUGAGAAGUUCGGCAAGGACAUUGGCAAGGACGCCGGAACCAAGGUUGACGAAGCUAUUGCCACUGCCCGCGCCAAGGGCGAGAAGAUCCCCGACUGGGCCCAAGAGGGCAAGGAUAAGCUCGACGGUCUUCGCGACGACGCCAAAGGCAAGUUCAAUGCCGGUUUGGAUAAGGUCAACAACAGUGUGGACCAGGCGGAUCGCACAGUCGAGCAGAAGGCCGCGGAAGCCAAGGGUACUGUCUCCGGCUGGUUUGGAGGCAAGAAAUAA